AUGGAAGAGGAGAAAUAUUUGCCUGAGCUGAUGGCAGAGAAAGAUAGCCUGGAUCCAUCUUUUGUGCAUGCAUCGCGCCUUUUGGCGGAAGAAAUUGAAAAAUUCCAAGGUUCUGAUGGAAAAAAGGAUGAUGAAGAAAAGAAAUAUCUUGAUGUCAUCAGCAACAAAAACAUAAAGCUCUCAGAAAGGGUAUUGAUCCCUGUGAAACAAUAUCCAAAGUUCAAUUUUGUGGGGAAAUUGCUUGGACCAAGAGGAAACUCCUUGAAGAGGCUACAGGAAGAAACAGGUGCUAAAAUGUCUAUCCUGGGCAAAGGAUCAAUGAGAGACAAAGCAAAGGAAGAAGAGCUAAGGAAGAGUGGGGAAGCCAAAUAUGCCCACUUGAGUGAUGAACUUCAUGUGUUAAUUGAAGUGUUCGCUCCACCUGGGGAAGCUUAUUCACGUAUGAGUCAUGCAUUGGAAGAGAUUAAAAAAUUCCUGGUUCCUGACUAUAAUGAUGAAAUUCGUCAGGAACAACUACGUGAAUUAUCCUACUUAAAUGGCUCGGAAGACUCUGGUCGUGGCAGAGGUAUUAGAGGCAGAGGGAUCAGAAUAGCCCCCACAACGCCUUCAAGGAGUCGUGGGGGUGCCAUUCCUCCUCCCUUACCACCUGGACGAGGUGUUCUCACUCCUCGAGGGACCACUGUGACCCGGGGAGCUCUCCCAGUGGCCCCCGUAGCAAGGGGUGUCCCUACCCCACGAGCUCGGGGGACACCAACAGUGCCAGGAUACAGGGCGCCCCCUCCUCCAGCCCACGAGGCUUAUGAAGAAUAUGUAACAUUGGCUUUAAGUUUCUUUAUUGAUUCAGUGUCUUUCUAUCAUUUUCCGCCUCAGGGGUAUGAUGAUGGCUACGGGGGUGAAUAUGAUGACCAGACUUAUGAGACAUAUGAUAACAGCUAUGCCACCCAAACACAAAGUGUGCCUGAAUACUAUGACUACGGUCAUGGAGUAAGUGAGGAUGCCUAUGACAGCUACGCCCCAGAAGAAUGGGCCACCACCCGCUCCAGCCUGAAGGCACCACCGCCAAGGUCAGCCAGAGGGGCAUACAGGGAGCACCCCUAUGGUAGAUAUUGA
Messenger RNA from Eptesicus fuscus (big brown bat), 1110 nucleotides. It is a transcript of the gene KHDRBS2, whose product is annotated as KH RNA binding domain containing, signal transduction associated 2. Lineage: Eukaryota; Metazoa; Chordata; Mammalia; Chiroptera; Vespertilionidae. Bases 1 to 1110 code for a protein of 369 amino acids. The record is from RefSeq and is a predicted model, not a curated record. Gene Ontology annotation, biological process: regulation of alternative mRNA splicing, via spliceosome. Gene Ontology annotation, cellular component: nucleus. Gene Ontology annotation, molecular function: poly(A) binding; mRNA binding. The transcript is spliced from 10 exons.